ACAAUAAUUGUUCUUCCCAGUCAUUACCAUCUGUCGGAACGAAAGCAAUAUUAUCCUAUAAGAUUUAAGAAUGAACUGAAACUUUAACUUGAUGAAGACUGUUUACGUCAACACUUGUAUAUACUGUCAUCAUAAUAUUUAAAUGAGCUUUUUUUUAGUAAAUCGUGUGGUAGAUCGUAAAGACGGAGGUAGAAACACAGAAGAACGAACGAUAGUAAUUACAGCGCAUUCACGUCAUAGGGAUCCUAUAGGAUCCCUAACACCUUAGUAAUUACAGCGCACUCUGGACUAAAACUUUAUUUGGUGGACACUUUUUAUUUAGAGCGUUUGUUCUUCUGUGUUUGUAUCUCCGUCAUGAUGGAAUUCUACCGAUUAUGUGAAGACGCAGCUGCAUUUGAUAUUGUAUCAACAAAUAACAAAAAAUUUUCUGAACCAGAUAAUAAAAAAAUCAUUUUUCUUGAACAAUUUGUUGACCGUGUACGUAGCUUCAGUUCUCAGUAUGGGCAUGAUUCCAGUAUUUCCUACACAGCAUACAAUCUUACUGGAUCCCCCAGUAAAUUUCCUGAUUAUGGAGAUUUUCCACAAGCCUUUGUUAUGAGAACAUAUGGACCAUGGUGGAAUAAAGCACCUUCAAGGUUAGAGGAUUACAUGAUACAAAAUAAUGGCAGUGUAAUUAGCCAAGAUUACAUUGAUCUUCAGUAUAGACAAGAUGUAUAUCCUAUUCGAAUAUCAAUAUAUGAAACCUAUAAUCCUGGCAGCGUGAUUGGUAUAUGGGUACAAGAACCUUACAAAAAACAAUGGUUUCAAUUAUGGAGUGGACCCCCACAAUUUGUACCUGAGAGAGCACGCAUAUUUUCACCACCUUUAAAAACAUGUCAUUUUAAAACAAGAAGGGUUAGAAUAGAAUUUAAUCAUGAUUUAUUAGAUUACUAUACGGAAUUGGAUGCUGUAUUGCUCAUUGGAACAUCUGAAUUGAUAGUGCCUCGCGAUCAUAUUACCUACCAUCAAAAUUUAAGUAAUUUGUUACAAGAAUUAGGCGGUAAUAAAUAUAAUAAUGAAGAUAUAUAUAACUUAACUCCUAAUAUAAAAACAGCAAAUCAAGAUUUGUCUAUCAUUAAAAAAAUGUUUUAUAAAUACUGCAUUCUUUAUAACAGCCAAAUAAUGAAUAAUAUAUCUAAUGGAAACUUAGUUACUACAUUAGGACAGCACUGCCAUUCUGUACCACCCCUCGAAGAAGCAUUUAAAAAUUUCCAAGAAUUUUUGCAAAAAGAAUUUCCUAAAUUUAAACGAGAUCUUUCUUCAUCCUCUUCAAUAUGUAGGAUAUCUUCACCAAAUGACAAGGACGUAUUCUCAAUUUUAAACAACGAUGAUAAUCGAUCGUGCGGCAGUUUUUCUGCACUUCCGGAUGAAACGAUUUUUAAAAUUUUUAAAUAUUUAGAUUUAAAGACACUCUGUCGUUUAUGCAGAGUAAACCGACACUUAAGUAAUAUAGCAAAAGAUGCUCUUUUAUAUACAAGUCUGAAUUUAAAGCCAUAUUGGGACUGCUUGGAUAAUAAUGCAUUAAAUUAUUUGAUACCAAGAUGUCAAUAUUUACAACGUUUAGAUUUAUCAUGGUGUGGUAAUUACAAUAUGAUUAAUAGCAAAGAUUUUGUCAAUUUUAUUCGUUCUUGUGGUAAGCUUUUAACACAUCUACGUUUAAAUUGCUGUAGCUAUAUGAAUGAUAAUGCAAUGCUUGUAGUUACAAGAGUUUGUACAAAUUUAAAAGAAUUAUGUUUACGUAAUUGUUUCCGUAUUACAAAUUAUGGAUUUUCAAAGAUAGAGAGACUACGGUGCCUUGAACGCCUAGAACUAAAUGGAGACAUUACGGAAACUUGUAUUUUGUGUUCAAUUUUAAGGAAAAAUCCUCAAAUGAAACAUUUAAAUUUAGCAGGAAUACGUGAACGUUUAAAUAUGGAUGAAAUAGCUAUUGAGUUAGGAAACUCUUGUCCAAAAUUAGAAAGUGUAGACUUUUGGAAAACACAAACUCUUACGCCAAAUGGUGUAAGAGCUCUUGCUCGAUGUGUUAAUCUUCGAGAAGUAGAUUUUGGUUGGUGUAAUGGAAUGGGCGCUCCAGGUGAUUCAUUAAGGGAAUUAUUGUCUUCUUGUCGUUAUUUAGAAAAAGUAUUUUUGACAGCAUUAAGAGGAUUAACGGAUAGAGAUUUAGAACCAUUGUUACUUUGUCAACGUUUGCAGCAAUUAGAUUUGUUAGGGGCACGUUCUCUUACUCCUGAAAUGUGCUAUGGAUUUUUAUUAUGGUGUCCUAAAUUGGAAAUGAUCGAUCUCAGUUUUUGCGAAGGUAUCAGUGAUUCGCAAAUUCAAGAAUGGCAACGGAAGUAUCCACAUAUAUCAUUUAAAAGAAACAUUUUCACGCUAAGGAACUGAUUUACUAUAAAGUAUUUUUAUACGCUCUAAGUCUUAUUUCUUAUUGGUUAUGAACCAAUUCAUAAAGUUAGAUAUUUCUGAGUAUAUAUAAGACUGGAAUUCAUUAAAAAAAUAACAUUAUAACUAUUAUGUAAAUAAAUUGAUUCUUUAUAGAGGAA
Messenger RNA from Polistes dominula (European paper wasp), 2579 nucleotides. RefSeq names its product F box and leucine-rich-repeat gene 4 (gene Fbxl4). Lineage: Eukaryota; Metazoa; Arthropoda; Insecta; Hymenoptera; Vespidae. The record is from RefSeq and is a predicted model, not a curated record. Gene Ontology annotation, biological process: SCF-dependent proteasomal ubiquitin-dependent protein catabolic process. Gene Ontology annotation, molecular function: protein binding. Gene Ontology annotation, cellular component: SCF ubiquitin ligase complex.